Procambarus clarkii (red swamp crayfish) is the source of this 1934-nucleotide messenger RNA. NCBI's taxonomy places the organism in Eukaryota, Metazoa, Arthropoda, Malacostraca, Decapoda, Cambaridae. The record is from RefSeq and is a predicted model, not a curated record.
AUGUAUCUUACAGAGAGGAACCAAAACUUCGGUGCGCGAUGUGCCAAGUGUUGUCGAAGCAUCGGGGCGGCAGACUGGGUCCGGAGAGCUAGAGACCGCGUCUACCACCUCGCCUGCUUCGCCUGCGACGCCUGCAAGCGACAACUGAGCACCGGGGAGGAGUUCGCCCUACACGACAACCGCGUCCUCUGUAAGCAGCACUACCUCGAGUCCAUCGAGGGCGGCGCCUCCAGCAACGACGAGAGUGACGGGAGUGGGAAAGCCAAGAGCAAGCGGGUACGCACCACGUUCUCGGACGAGCAGCUACAAGUGUUGCAGGCGAACUUCCAGAUAGACUCGAACCCUGACGGCCAGGACCUGGAGAGGAUCGCCCAGAUCACCGGUCUCAGUAAACGGGUGACGCAAGUGUGGUUCCAGAACAACCGCGCGCGCCAGAAGAAAUAUAUGACCCAGGGUAAGAGGCACAGCGCCCCGCCUCCCACGCCUGUAGGCGCAGCCGGCUACUCCCUGGAGCGGGCACCUUCCCGGCUCUCAGACUAUGGCGACAUGUCUUCCUCCUCAUCCUCGCCCCUCGACUCCCCCCUCUCCCAGAUUCUCUACAGCUUCGGAUGAUUGUCGGCCCACGCCCACACUUACGCCCACAUCCACCAGCAUCAGAGCGGCCUAGGAGACGAGGGCGCCGCGGACCACCAGCCCUCAAGGGCGCCAGAAUCCCAUCGCCUCGCCCUCAACAACUCUUCCGCCUCCUCCGAGGCCGCUAUCCUGGGCAUGGGCGCGGGCUUUGGCAUGGCAGUCCUCCGAGGCGACGGGGGAGGAGGAUAUCAGGAUGUGUACGAGGGUCCUGUGUCGCUGCGACGGGAGGAUACAUACCUGAAGCACAGCCAGGAUUACAAGAGUCAGGAUUACAAGAGCCACCAGGACUUCAAGAGCCAGGAUUACAAGAGCCAGGACUUCAAGAGCCAGGAGAACGGGGGCUCUUGAGAGACCACCAUCUUCGCUGCAUGUGAUUGGAAAUAAUAUACAUAUACCAAAACGUAAACCAGGUCUAUCAGGCAUCCCAUUAACCUGCAUAGACACUCGACAUUACUGAUGGUAUACAAGGCUACCAAAACAAUACUUGUGAACUGCUAGCUUGUAGAAUGAAUCACUUAUAACGUAGAAGAAACAAGUGCGGCGCUCUCACUGUGUUAUCCCUGUGUUAUCACUGUGUUAUCAGGUGAGUAGAAAAUAUGGUUCACUCAACAGGUAAACAAGAGAAUUAUUAAGAGCGUCAGUCGCAAAGUGCAGUGAACAGUGACUUGCCGGCGUCGGUUAAAUGGACCACAGUGCUCUAUAGUGUCGACUCUCGUGUCUAAUAGAGGGACCACAAGCUCUGUAGCGUCGACUCUCGUGUCUAAUAGAUGGACCACAAGCUCUAUAGUGUCGACUCUAGUGUCUAAUAGAUGGACCACAAGCUCUAUAGCGUCGACUCUAGUGUCUAAUAGAGGGACCACAAGCUCUAUAGCGUCGACUCUAGUGUCUAAUAGAGGGACCACAAGCUCUGUAGCGUCGACUCUAAUGUCUACUCACUAAAACCUUCAAUUAAUCAAUUUUUUAGCUGUAAACAGCUAGGCGGGCAGUCGACAUAUGAAAUCUUUUAAGACAAGGAGGAUAAGAUGGUUUUGAUUUACAUAUUUAGAUAAAAGAUAUCCCUCCCUCUCCCCUUCUCUCUCUCUCUCUCUCUCUCUCUCUCUCUCUCUCUCUCUCUCUCUCUCUCUCCUCUCUAAGUCUCGGGAAAUCCAGUCUCUCCAAAAUGAGCAACCUUUGGACACCUUUGCUUUUUUUAUCCAAAAUUUGCCAAAGAAAAAAGAGAAAAAACGAAUGAAGAUAUUAUUUGAAUUGCAAAUUCUUCUUUCGCGAAAUCUGCAUGUGUAAUGAAUGACUUGCUGGCCUGG